AUGCAUGCACAAUGCACGAUACAGUCGUCAGGCCGUUGGGCGGCAGCCUCUUGCGCCAACAACGAUGUCUCCACGAGCCCUACCACCACGCCAGCCCCCGCAAGCGACCAGGCCCAUUCGAGGCCGCAAAAUCACAAAAGCCGCCACCGGAGUCCUGAUGAGCCGACCACUUUAGGCCGAGAGCAGAAUGUUUGUAGUCUCUUCAAUGUAGAAAGAAUGGCGUCUAGUCCCAACACCCAAGUGUCCACUCUCCAACACGGCCUGGAGUUGUCCAUUUGUGUAUGUGUUUGUGUGCUUGUCUGUAUUUAG
Protopolystoma xenopodis is the source of this 309-nucleotide messenger RNA. The record is from the annotation of a GenBank genome assembly. Lineage: Eukaryota; Metazoa; Platyhelminthes; Monogenea; Polystomatidea; Polystomatidae.